GGAGCUUGCAGUCUACCUAACUGUAUUUAGAUAAACAUGUUGUUUCUCUGAAAGAAAUUUCCUCUGAUGACUUAUUGACACGGGAACAACGAUUCUGUGAAUAUCUUUCUAACUUAACCUAACUGAUUAUCACGUGUUAAAUCCAUAAACUUGCCCGCAGGCCGUGUUAGUAAUGCUCAAAACAUUACAGCACCCAUAUCAGCGGAGUCAUGUUUGGAGAAUAGAAACUGAAAGUAAUCACCAUUUAUGAAGCAGGGAAGGAAAACGAAUCUUAAAAAGGGGAGGCGUUGAUCAGCUGUGUAUAUAAACAGUGUGUGGGCAGAAACCUUUCAAAGCUGCAGCUGAGCAUCGUUUGUCUACCUGCAACACUCUCAAGACUUUUAACUUCCCGGAAGAUUUAGCUAACGAUCACAAGGACACUUUCAUCAUGGAAAUAAACAUCAAAAUGCUGACUGGGGCUUGCCACAUACUGAGGGUGAACCCAGGCGACACAGUGGCCUCUCUGAAAACACGCAUCCAGGAGAAACUGGGAGUUUCUUGCGACACUCAGAAGCUGAUGUUUGUGAACGGCCAGAACACUCAUCUCAGCGACGACUCACAGCCCAUUAGCCGGUACGGCCUGCACCACGGAGCCACCGUGUCCCUGCUGGUGACCCAGCCGGUGCAGGUGUUACUCAAAGACGAGGCGGGGAAGACCACCACCUACGACAUCAAACCGGACGAGACUGUGAGCCACUUUAAGAGCAGGGUCGAGAGCCGGCAGGGGGUCCCUGCAAACCAGCAGAGGCUCAUUCAUGAAAGCAGAGAGAUGAACGAGGGGAAACUGUCCGACUACAACGUCACUGCAAAGAGCACCAUCUACCUGACUUUCCGUCUGAGAGGAGGCUGAGGAGAAGAGAAUAUUAUGCACAUUUUCUUUAUUUAAUCUAAAUUAACAAAAUAUAGCCUUAAAUUCCAUAUAUUUUUAAUGUAUCUGUAUUUUACUUUGGACAAGUGAAUGCAUUCCUUCACGUGUUAAAGUACCAUGUAUGUUUAAAAAAAAAAAAAAAAGAUUUAUUUUAUUUUGGUAGGAGAAGUAUACAGACAGAGACUAUUUACGUUUCCUGUGCUGUACCUUUUCCCUUGGUUCAUAUUCUGCACAUUCCUUCAACUAAUCUAAAUGAAGAUAAUUUUGUGUCAAUGUCAUAUUUAAAAAGAAAAAAUUGUACUGAUGUGAUAUUUAAAAAAAAAAAGUUAAAUCAUUCCUCCAUGUGUAAAUGAGCAUCCUAUGGUCUUAAAUGCCUUUUUAAAAAUUAUUUGUAUUUUAAUUUGGUCAAAUCAAUGCAUUCCUUCAAGUGUAAUACUGCUCUAUAUCUUAAAAACUUGUUUAGACUUAAUUUGUUAUUUUCUUGUAAAGGUACAAAUAUGUUACACACACAACAAAGGAUGUAAUAAUUUUAUUUUGACAUUAAUUGGACAUUGUUUAGAAAAACAAAACAAAAAAAUAAAGUUCAAAAUGUAAA
Molecule: messenger RNA, 1502 nt
Organism: Centropristis striata (black sea bass)
Lineage: Eukaryota; Metazoa; Chordata; Actinopteri; Perciformes; Serranidae
Product: polyubiquitin-B-like
Exons: 2
Coding region: 428-889 (153 amino acids)
Biological process (GO): protein ubiquitination; modification-dependent protein catabolic process
Cellular component (GO): nucleus; cytoplasm
Molecular function (GO): ubiquitin protein ligase binding; protein tag activity
Source: RefSeq, a predicted model, not a curated record